Plutella xylostella (diamondback moth) is the source of this 1876-nucleotide messenger RNA. RefSeq names its product ras suppressor protein 1 (gene ics). Lineage: Eukaryota; Metazoa; Arthropoda; Insecta; Lepidoptera; Plutellidae. Gene Ontology annotation, cellular component: cytoplasm. The record is from RefSeq and is a predicted model, not a curated record. Gene Ontology annotation, molecular function: protein binding.
CCUCCGCCUCCGCUACCUCGUCUCACCUCUCGUCUUCCCCUACGAAAAUGAGUCACCAACCUCCAGUUUCGUGUAUUCCAAACACAGGCAAAAUGUCGAAGGCAAAGAAAGUGAUUGAGGAAGCUAAAGAGAUCAACAAUCCUGAGAUAGAUUUAGUGGAUAAAGGGAUCACGAGCCUCGACGAAGUUCCUGGACUAUAUCAACUUACUAAUAUUACACGGUUGACGUUGAGCCAUAACAAGAUAUCGACAGUUCCCGCUGGAUUGGCCAACUUGAUAAACCUGGAGAUUCUGAACUUUGCCAAUAAUCACAUAGAAGAGCUUCCAGUCAGUCUGUCUUCUUUGCCCAAGUUGCGGAUUCUGAAUGUGUCUCUGAACAGACUCAACUCGUUGCCGAGAGGUUUUGGAGCAUUCCCUGUUCUUGAGAUUUUGGAUCUUACAUACAACAAUUUGAAUGAGAAAGUCCUGCCUGGCAACUUUUUUAUGAUAGAGAGUCUCCGCGCUUUGUAUUUGGGUGACAAUGACUUUGAAAUCUUGCCUGCUGAAGUUGGAAACUUGAAAAAUUUGCAAAUUUUAUCCAUGAGGGAGAAUGACCUGAUCGAGGUGCCCCGUGAGCUUGGGGAGCUGACGCGCCUCCGCGAGCUGCAUCUGCAGGGGAACCGGCUGUUGGUGCUGCCCCCUGAAAUAGGAUCCCUUGACUUGGCCAGUAAUAAAUCAGUGUUGCGGCUCGAAGGCAACUUCUGGGUGACUCCGAUUGAGGAUCAACUGAAGCUGGGACCAUCUCAUGUGCUGGACUAUCUGCGCUCUGAGACUUACAAAGUGUUGUACAGCCGCCACCUGGCCGCCAAGCCGCCGCCGCCGCCGCAGACGCUCGACAAAAGCAAGAAAGCCAGCCGCGCCAGAUCUUAAACCUUCUACUAAAGCAACGUUUACAUGAUAAAAGUGACUGUUCUUAUGAUAAUGUAUGUCUCGUAAUGUGUGAACAUGUAAUUCAAGCGCUUUCGAACAACGACAACUCAUCAGCAGAUUGAUAUAUUUUUUAAUUUCAUAUAGCGGGCUAGGAUCGAGUAUAGGUACUGCUAUCGUGUAAACCCAGCUUUAUUUAUAAACUGAUGUGCCAUAAAUAACUGACGAAUGUGUGCAUGUGCGUUUAUGUAGUAUGCUUUAUCUCUAAGUUUAACCUAAAUGUAAUCGAUAAUAUUUUAACAGAAGAUUUUAUGGGACAGAUGACAUGAACACCUCAAUUUCUGUAAUUGAUCAAAUCUAGCACUGAGCAAACAGUAUGCCAACGGAAUUUACUAUGCAACAACUAAUAUAGAUUUCAUGUUUAUAAUCAGUAUUUAUAUUUACUGUCAAAUGGAUAUGAAUGUGUAAUAUGACGACAUAGGUAAUGUUUCCUAUAGUUACAUUCUUCCUAGUAUAUACCUAAGUCUAUGGUUACAUUUUUAUUUGACUAUGACAGCAGAUUCGGGAAAUAUGUAGAUAUAUCUUUUGUGUGCAAUAAGUUAAAAUCAGUAAUUCAAUUAACAAAAGUUUAUUCACACAAAUUAAAAAUAAAUACAAUCAUGAAUUACUAACUAAUAAAGUCAAUGUUAAUUUAAUGAGGAACGUAUUGGCACAAAAUGCAGUAUUUCGAAUGAAAUUACAAAAAGUAUAAUUAUAUUAUUAACAUGAAUACUUAUCACUUAUUAAUGUAGAUAAUAAGAAUAUAUUAGUAUUAAUAAUAAGAUUAAUAAGUGCACUUACAAAUGUUAGAAUUUUAUUCAAUGGUGCUACCCAAAUGUAAUGUAAAAUGACUAAAUCAUGAUGACAUGACACAAAAAUUAAUAUUUUUAUUAAUUUAUUAAACUAAUUAAACAAACUAUUAUACUAAACUA